This is a messenger RNA of Lachancea nothofagi CBS 11611, 4668 nucleotides long. NCBI's taxonomy places the organism in Eukaryota, Fungi, Ascomycota, Saccharomycetes, Saccharomycetales, Saccharomycetaceae. The record is from the annotation of a GenBank genome assembly.
AUGGCAAAUGCGAGUGUCUCAGAGAAGCUGCUGGCCAAUGACCCCCUGCUCAACUCGACAGGGCUGACUGUUGCUAGCGACAAUGUCGUUGUAGCUCUUACUGCCGCAAUUUCACUGCUGGUGCAAGCGUUUAAUGCCAUUUUCGCGAUAGGAGGGAACAUAAUUUCCCGUAUAUUCUGGCAGAUAUUCAGAUUCUUCCUGCUGCGAGUACCUUCGUGGGUGGUAUUAUCAUCCAGUGUGAGCAUUACGCUUUCAUUCUCAACUUUGGUUCUGGCUCUUCUCUCCAUGAUGUUUGCUACAUAUUACGUUCUUCGAAGUCGAUUUCUCAAUGCAUAUGUGCGUUUGCAACCUGACGACAAUGACGAGAAACUACUCAAGGACAAGAAGCUUCGUGAUGAGACCGAAGCUUUGUUCAUGAGCAAAUCUGAGAGACACGGCAAAAACGGGUUUACCUCGUAUUUGGAUGAAUUUUUAAGCGCCAUCAAAAUCUUCGGCUACCUCGAAAAGCCAGUGUUUCACGAACUGACAAAAGACAUGAAGACUCGCAGACUCGAAGAAGGCGAAGUUUUACUCGUAGAUGAUACCCUUGGAUUCGCCAUUGUUGUCGAGGGCAGCUUGCAAACUUACCAUAAGGUACAACGUUCACCGAGCCAACUCUCGUCAGAUUUUCCAAAUUCGGCAAAUGUCAGCGAAGGCGGUAGUGAAGAUGAACUUCCUUCCGACUGCGACGCAUAUACUUUGAAUGGUGAAAAAUAUCAGCUUUUGAAUACUGUUAGAUCGGGAACCCCAGUAUCUUCCUUGGUCAGCAUUCUUAAACUCUUCACAGGCAGUAGCGAUCAAAGUCCCUUAAAUAGUUACGUGGGAAACUUUCCAUUGCGUGACGAUUCUCAUCGCAACCUUCUGUCACCUUUUCUCGAUUCUACACUGGAACGAUACAAGUCCGAUCUUGCCCGUCCGAUUAAGUCGCAAAAACCUUUUGAUUCAAACUUAGAAAGCGUGGAUUCUGAAGCAGCUUCGACAAGUGGUGACUAUAAUAGGCCAGAAGCUGGUACGGUGCCCGACAAUUCGAAUACCUACGAUAAUCUCUUACCCGAUAUUAUUGCUUGUGCUUCCAAUGACUGCACCAUUGCAAUUAUUCCGGCAUCCGCUUUUCGCAAAUUGACUUCAAAAUAUCCUCGCUCGGCCUCUCACAUCAUUCAAAUGGUCCUCACAAAGCUUUACAGAGUGACAUUUCAAACUGCACACAGUUACAUGGGACUCACAAGAGAGAUCAUCAACACUGAAGUAGUGUUGAACAAAUCUAAUCGCUUUGAACUACCCUACUACCUUAAAGAAGCUGCCAUUCGUAAAAUAAAGCAGCAAGAAGCACUGCAAGCGGGGACCAAAUCCGAUAAUGCGGUUAACUCAAGUAGCUCAAGAUCGAAAAUGACGGACAGCACUGGAAAACCCCGCAAAACUCCCCACAGUUUUUUACAGAGUCGCGGGUCCCGACAUGUCGUUUUAGAUUCCAGGGAUCAUUUGAACCCCGGUGACUUACUGUCAAACGUUCCUCUUUCCCGUAAAGAAAGUCUGGGCAUUCGUGGCGCUGCUGGUAGCUCCUUCUACCAAGCUGAUAGUGCAAGUUCUGCGAAGAGUGCCUUAAGCAUGAAAAACCCAUCUACUCAAACAGGCGCCCAGCUUCCUACGUUGUCGUCACCUAUUGAUCAACCAAUCCAAAAAAAUAAGAGCCUUAACAGUACAACAAUGAGUUCUGCCAACGAAGACGAUGAAAUUCGUGCAAGAACCUUUUCUGCUGUGCAGGAAGAAACCGAAGAAUCGUCCUGGCGAAUUGCACUUGUUGAAGGUAUGUUUUCUUAUCUUGGUAUAACGAAAGAAAACAUUCUACCUACAGCAGAAGAAGACAGCUCUUCUGCAAUUUUUGGUAGGUCUUCUGAGAUGUCACAAACGCCAUCAUCGCAAAUGGGACCUCCCUCUGCAUUGCGGUUGCUAUCUCCAGACCAAUUUAUUACUAGAAGAAGAUCUAAAAUCAAACAAAAGCCAGUCUAUAAGGAGGACGUUCCAUAUAAUAUUGAUUUUGACACGGUAAAAGACGAAUUUGCCCAAGGUCUCCAAAUGAUGUUUAUGCCCGAAAAUUCUAUCUUAGUGUCGCAAGAUAGCUACAAUAAAGGACUUUACUACAUCAUAUCAGGCACUAUAGAGGUCAUCUGGACAAACGAAGAAGACAGCACGGAACACGUUUUGUAUCUGGUGAGACCUGGAGGAAUCGCUGGCUACUUGGCGUCAUUGAUCGGAAGUAAGUCUUUUGUCACACUCAAGGCUAAAACUGACCUUUAUGUGGGAUUUCUACCAUCUCCCUUGCUUGAGAGGCUCUGUGACAAGUACUUCAUGAUAUAUUUGAGAGUCGCUGAGACUUUGACCAACUUCCUGAACCCGAAGAUUUUGAAACUGGACUAUGCUUUAGAGUGGAUUCAUCUUGAUGCCUCAGAGAUCCUUUUUCAUCAAAAUGAUCCUGCAAACGCCAUCUAUGUUGUACUAAGCGGAAGAUUGCGUCAACUCCAUCAAUCGGAUGACACUGAUCAAGAUUCGGCGGGAAAGAAGAACAGAAGGGAGCAGUCGCGUGACAAUCCCAAAGUUAGAGCUAUUAGAGAGUAUGCACAAGGCGAAAGCUUGGGAGAAGUUGACGUUCUGACGGCGAUUAAUCGAUUAUGCACAGUGGUAGCGCUGAGAGAUACAGAGUUAGCUCGUAUACCAAGAACUUUGUUUGAGCUAUUAGCUGUUGAACACCCUUCAAUAAUGAUCCGAGUAAGCAGAUUAGUAGCAAGGAAGCUGCUACAACAGCAGCGCGGAGCCCAGUCACCAGAAUCUAUGAAGAACGUCAAAAACUACAAGUAUGAUUUCAAUCUGCUUAUACCACCUACUGAGACAACGAAGGGUUCCGUGAUCAAUUCAAAUGGGGGCGAUCAAACCCCAAUAGAUGGAAGCAGUAGACACAGCUACCGCACUCUCUCCAUCUUACCAAUUACUCAAGGCCUCCCUGUGGGAGACUUCGCAUCAAAACUGGUAAGCGCUCUCAAGCAGGUGGGCAUGUCAACUAUUGGACUUAACCAAUCAGCUACAUUGUCGCAUUUGGGACGCCAUGCCUUUGACGGUUUAUCCAAAUUAAAACAAUCAGGGUACUUUGCAGAGCUGGAAGAGCUUUACGAUACUGUUGUAUACAUUGCUGACACACCUUUGAGUUCAACCUGGACAACGACGUGCAUAAACCAAGGCGAUUGUAUUUUACUGCUUGCUGAUUCAGCGAUGUCACCAAACGUUGGUGAGUUUGAGCGUCUAAUCCUAAAAUCCAAGUCAAAUGCCAGGAUAGAAUUGAUACUAUUACAUUCUGAAAGAUACGUGGAACCAGGGCUUACCCACAAGUGGCUCAAAAACCGAAUGUGGGUCCAUUCACAUCACCAUGUUCAAUUUGCGAAUUCAAAGUACAUCAGAGAUCAAAAAUCCUCGACAGAGUCUAUACCAAGUUCCUUGAAUUUUAUCGAAAGUCUGAAAAAGAGGGAACGCUUCAACGCUAUUACGAAGCAAACCCAAGAAAACAUUUCUCGAUUACUACCUGACUCUCUAAAAAAUACGGUCGAAAACCUUUCCUCCAAGUACAUCAAUAAGAAGCAGCGGUACUACACACCGGUUCACCCCCACAAAAAUGAUUUUCUAAGGUUAGCUCGAAUUUUGUCAGGCAAAGCCAUCGGCCUUGUGUUAGGAGGCGGUGGAGCUCGAGGCAUCAGUCACCUUGGUGUGUUGAGAGCUAUCGAGGAGCAUGGCAUCCCGAUUGACAUGAUUGGAGGGACGUCAAUUGGUGCGUUUGUGGGUGGGCUUUACGCGAAGGAGUGCGAUAUAGUUCCCAUUUACGGGCGGAUGAAAAAAUUCGCUGGUCGUGUGGGGUCCGUCUGGAGGCUGUUGACCGAUUUGACAUGGCCAGUCACUUCAUACACCACUGGCCACGAGUUUAAUCGGGGAAUUUGGAAGACGUUUGGCGACGUGCGCAUUGAAGAUUUCUGGAUUCAGUUUUAUUGUAACUCCACCAAUAUCACUGAAUCCAUACAAGAAAUUCACUCCACAGGGUAUGCAUGGAGGUACAUUCGAGCCUCAAUGUCGUUAGCAGGACUUUUGCCGCCAAUCGAGGACAAUGGAUCAAUGCUCUUGGAUGGCGGGUAUGUGGAUAAUUUGCCAGUAUGGGAAAUGAAGGCCCGCGGCUGCAACACAAUUUUCGCUAUAGAUGUUGGGUCUGUGGACGAUAGGACUCCAAUGAGAUAUGGCGACUCUUUGAAUGGAUUUUGGAUUGUGUUCAACAGAUGGAAUCCGUUCUCGGAGUAUCCUAAUAUUCCAAACAUGGCAGAAAUUCAAAUGCGGCUGGGGUACGUGGCAUCUGUAAAUGCUUUAGAAAAGGCUAAAAACACGCCAGGGGUCAUCUACGCCAGACCUCCUAUAGAGGACUACGCGACGCUAGAUUUUGCCAAGUUUGAAGAAAUCUACCAGGUUGGAACUGCAUACGGCCACGACUUUUUCCAAGAACUGGAGAACCAAAACAAGAUGCCCAAGAUUCCAGGGUCAGAAUCUUGUGCAGACGACCCAGAGUUUGGACAAGCCAUGCUGAAUAGGCGCAAUAGUGUCUAA